GAUUUGGCCCAAACAAUAUUCCUAGUUACUGGAACAGAUGAUGAAGGGCUGUAGGAUUUGGAGGGAGGAUUUGUUGAAGAUAAAGAAUGCCAACAAUUGGUGCUAAUAUUGUGAAGUUUUUACUCAAGGUAUUGUUUGUCAUGGUGCAUACUGAUGCAUUUUCCUGUCCUAUUGAAGAAAACUUCAUUCUAGGAUCUGACCAAUCUUGCUGCAAACCUAUACAGUGUUUGGAAAAUCAAGGCUACAGACUGUGUUCUAACGUUGAUUCUCUGGGAUAUGAUACUUGUUAUGACUGUCCACCCGGAACUAUAAAUCGUGAAACACCAGUAAAUACAGCAAAUUUCAGAUUUCGAGAUUUUGACUUCUGUACCAAAAUCAACUGUGAUUGUCUUCCUGAAGCAGAACUUCAAAAUAGAGAGGAAUGUGAGAAAACUGGUGACAAGAUCUGUGUCUGUAGGAGGCAGGACCGUUACUAUGGUGAUGACCCUGGAGCAUGUAAAGGACCAAUCAAUGAUAAGAUCAAAGUGAAAAAGAUCAGACAACCAGGAUUUGAAUUAAAAAUCACAGGAGAAGUUGACAAGUGUGAACUCGGAUUCUUCAAGAACAAAAGUGAUAGUUCUAUAUGUAUUCCUCAUACACAAUGCCCUAAUGGCUACCUAUCAGUUUUUAAUGGGUCUACAACUCAGGAUAGAGAAUGUCAGAGAAUCACCACCACCACACAACCAGAAACUACCACACAACCAGAAACCACCACACAACCAGAAACUACCACACAACCAGAAACCACCACACAACCAGAAACUACCACACAACCAGGUACCACCAAACAACUAGUCACCACAAAAAUGCUAGAUAACACUACACUGCAACCAGUCACUAUCUCAAAAACUGUUGUUAUUUUUACAACACCAAUGCUUGCAGGAAAGAGAGUUAUAAAGGAGCCAGAUACUUCUGUUGGAGAUGACAGCUCUACACCUGACCCAGGUUCUGGAAAUAAUCAACCAGAAGAAGGUAGUAAGGAUUUAGUCUGGGUAGCAAUUGGUGUUGGUAUGCCUAUAGGAUUAAUUGUUGUACCUGUGUGUAUAUAUUACUGCUGUAAAAGUAGGAAGAAACUGGAAAAACUUCAGCAGCCAGAACAAAGCAAAGACAUAGAACUAAACAAGAUACAUGUACCAGUUGAAAAACCAGCAGUUAGUUGUCCAGAUAUUAACAAUAUAACAAAUGAUAAAGAAGCAGUCAAUAUGUCAGAAAAAGAACCUUUGUUACAUAUAACUGUAGAUGAUGAAACAGUGCACAUUGAAGAAGUAGAUAGGCAAAGCAAUGCAAGUUUUGUGGGACCAGAUAGAGUUAUAAAGCAGUUUACAGAGGAAAUACCUAACUCCAGUUACCAGAAAACAGCUCUCAGUGUUGAAGAUAUGGAUAGUGAGACAGUGACUUAUCAAGUCAUAAUACAGUGCAAAGAGCCAUCUCAACAAAGUGAUGUACAGAGUAUACCAUCACAUGAUUCUGCCAACUUAAACACUGCAGUAAAAGCACAAAACUUUUCAGUUUGUGAAGAUGAAUCUCCAAAAGUUAAAAAGAUAACUGUUGAAAAGCAAAAGAGUGAUCCAACUAACAUAGUACAAAUGGCAGAGCCCUGUUCAAUACCUAAUGAUAUAGUCCAAAUGGAAAAUCCCCCCAUUAUUUUUUUAGCUCCAGACACUUCACCUCUGGUCUUUCCUAGUGACCCUCAGCCACCUUUGACCUUUCCUAGUGACCCUCAGUCAACUCUCACCUUUCCUAGUGACCCUCAGCCACCACAUUCUAUUGGUUCUCUAAGGAGUGAUGAAAAGUACUCACACUUGUCUCUUAGUUCUCUAAAUGGAGAUCAGCAUAUAGUUCCAGCAGACAGUGACUAUGGAACAGGAUCUUCAACAAAAAAUAAUUCCAGAACUUUAGACUCGUUAGAUUCAUCAGGAAAUUAUUCAGACUUGCAUUUGUCCUCAUUACAAAGUAACAAGGGAAAUCUCAGACCAGGCCAGCCAAACAAGACAGUAGUCCCACCUCAGCAAGAAAGUCAUCAGAACAUUAACAAUCCAAAAGUUGUUGCAAUUGUGUCACCUUAUAGAAGAGAUGAAAAAGGCAACUUGAAGAUUGUUGAUGAGGAACAGACUUAUUCCAAGACACCAUAGUUCAGGUCUGGUACAAUCAUUAGAUUUAGCUACGUAGCUUGACUUACCUACAUAGCUUUAUUUACCUACCUGGGGUAGCUUUAUUUAGCUACCAAAUCAAUUUAUUUCUACAAGAAAGCAUUUUUCUUAGGGUGUGCAGAAAAUAUGAUUUUGAUGCAGUGAUUAUUUU
Molecule: messenger RNA, 2340 nt
Organism: Saccostrea cuccullata (small rock oyster)
Lineage: Eukaryota; Metazoa; Mollusca; Bivalvia; Ostreida; Ostreidae
Exons: 12
Coding region: 87-2171 (694 amino acids)
Source: RefSeq, a predicted model, not a curated record